AUGGAGCCUCGCGUCGGUAACAAGUAUCGGCUCGGUCGGAAAAUUGGCAGCGGAUCAUUUGGGGAGAUCUACUUGGGGACUAAUAUCCAGACGAAUGAAGAAGUUGCAAUCAAACUGGAAAAUGUGAAGACGAAGCAUCCUCAACUACUAUAUGAGUCAAAGCUAUACAGAAUUCUGCAGGGAGGAACUGGAAUUCCAAAUGUGAGAUGGUUUGGAGUUGAAGGAGACUACAAUGUCCUAGUGAUGGAUUUGCUUGGCCCUAGCCUUGAGGAUUUAUUCAAUUUUUGCAGUCGGAAACUUUCUUUGAAGACCGUUCUCAUGCUUGCUGAUCAAAUGAUCAACCGGGUUGAAUUUGUUCAUUCAAAAUCAUUUCUACACCGUGAUAUAAAGCCAGACAAUUUUCUUAUGGGCUUAGGACGUCGUGCAAACCAGGUUUAUAUUAUUGAUUUUGGUCUGGCUAAGAAAUAUAGAGAUACUGCAACCCACCAACAUAUUCCUUACAGGGAAAACAAGAAUUUGACUGGAACUGCUAGAUAUGCUAGCAUGAAUACCCACCUUGGGAUUGAACAAAGCAGGAGGGAUGAUUUGGAAUCUCUUGGAUAUGUUCUUAUGUAUUUCUUGAGAGGAAGUCUUCCAUGGCAGGGGCUGAAAGCUGGUACCAAGAAGCAAAAGUAUGAAAAAAUCAGUGAAAAGAAGGUCUCAACUUCUAUUGAGGCGUUGUGCAGGGGUUAUCCGUCUGAAUUUGCGUCUUAUUUUCACUUCUGUCGAUCACUUCGCUUUGAGGAUAAACCUGAUUAUGCCUAUCUGAAGCGAAUAUUCCGGGAUCUUUUCAUUCGUGAAGGGUUCCAGUUUGAUUAUGUUUUUGAUUGGACAAUCCUGAAGUAUCAACAGUCACAGAUUGCUGCUCCUCCUUCUCGUGCUCUUGGCCCUAGUGCGGCAACAAGCUCAGGAAUGCCCCCGGCUAUUCCCAACAUUGAGAGGCAGCAAGGUGAAGAAGAUGGAAGACAAGCUGGGUUUUCGUCAGCAGAUCCUUCACGAAGGAGAUCUGGUCAACUUUUAAAUUCAGGCAAUCUAUCUAAGCAGAAGAGCCCUAUCACGAAUGAUUCAACAAGCAAAGACGUUAUGUUAUCAAACUCUACCUUCCUUGGUAGAUCUAGUGGGUCGUUGAGAAAAAGUGCUAUCACUGGUAGUCGUGAUACAUUUGCACUAGGAAAUGAGUCUGAUCCUAGCCGAUCUCGGACACCCGAGCCUAGUUCAGGAACAGCGCAGAAAACGUCUAGUGGACAAAGGACAUCUCCGCUUGUUGGAUCCUCAGACCCCAGGCACAUUUCGGCGGGCAAGAUUAAUUCUAGUGGGAAGAACUUUGAUUCUGCACUCAAAGGAAUAGAGAGCCUACGAUUUGAUGAUUGA
Oldenlandia corymbosa var. corymbosa is the source of this 1410-nucleotide messenger RNA. The record is from the annotation of a GenBank genome assembly. Lineage: Eukaryota; Viridiplantae; Streptophyta; Magnoliopsida; Gentianales; Rubiaceae.